Guillardia theta CCMP2712 is the source of this 823-nucleotide messenger RNA. RefSeq lists its product as hypothetical. The record is from RefSeq and is a predicted model, not a curated record. The transcript has a single exon. NCBI's taxonomy places the organism in Eukaryota, Cryptophyceae, Pyrenomonadales, Geminigeraceae. The coding region runs from base 11 to 736 and encodes 241 amino acids.
AGCGAUCGCCAUGGUCCGCGGCAUCGUGUACUUAGCAGGAGGAGUGCUCGCAGGGGCAGCGCUGAGCGAGAACAAGGAGCUGGUCACUGAUGUGCUGCUGAGCACAGGAAACUUCAUGAAGAUGCUGUCUCGGGAGCUGCUCCAGUUGGAGUUCCAGGGGAAGAGGAUGAACGAGGUUCCGGUGGUGAAAAACGUGCUGCUCUACUUCUCCUCCCUCAACAUCGAGCGCGAGUAUCUCAACGAUGGAGUGACGAAAGCGAGAGGAUUCGUGAGGGAUGUGGUGGGGAAGCAGGACAGGAUUGCGAUGGAGCAGCAAGGAGGAGGAGCAGGAGGAGCAGGAGGAGGAGUGCUGGCCACAACCGUGAAACUCUCCAUCCCAGCAGCCAUCGCCGCCUUCCUCUACUGGGACAAGCCGGCGAGGGAGUGGGUGUGGGCUAAGACGCUCAGGGCGUACGAGGAGGUGAGGAGGAGGUUUGAGAACCUGCCCACAGUAGUUGGAGACAAGAAAUAUCAGGAAGCAGUUCAGCGGCGGUUGACGCAGGACCUGGAGGAGCUCAAUCGCUGCAUCCAGUCGUGGGGAGGAGGAGGAUGGGAAGUGGUGCAGGAGGAGGUCAGCAAGAGGAGUGUGAUAGCUGUGCGGCACCUCAGAACUUGGACGAGAGACGUCGCUCGCAAGGUACAUGGCAUCGUUGUCUCGAGAUUUCCUCCUGGAGAAGGCAAGCCAGCUGUGGCAUGAGGAGGGAGAGGGACGAGGAGGAGGAGGAGGAGAGAAAUAGCGAGGAGAAGGAGAGGGAAGAAGAGUUGGCGUACGAGAGUUUGCGUA